Molecule: messenger RNA, 1174 nt
Organism: Lutra lutra (Eurasian river otter)
Lineage: Eukaryota; Metazoa; Chordata; Mammalia; Carnivora; Mustelidae
Gene: GJC3
Product: gap junction protein gamma 3
Exons: 2
Coding region: 131-907 (258 amino acids)
Biological process (GO): cell communication
Cellular component (GO): connexin complex
Source: RefSeq, a predicted model, not a curated record
UCCUUGGAGAGGAGCAGGAAGGCUUGCUUUACCUAUCCUUGGCUUCACAGUGAAGAGGUGGCCUUGCCCUCCUCCCGAAGGACCCGGAGCAACACGCCCACCCUCGUUAUCAUCCUCUCUCCCUAACAGGAUGUGCGGCAGGUUCCUGAGGCAGCUGCUGGCUGAAGAGAGCCAGCAUGCCACCGCUGUGGGGCGCCUCUUGCUCCCCGUGCUUCUGGGAUCCCGCCUCGUGCUGCUGGUGGCCAGUGGGACCGGGAUCUAUGGCGACGAGCAGAGCGAAUUCCUGUGCCACACUCAGCAGGCGGGCUGCAAGGUCGCCUGCUACGAUGCCUCCCACCCCUUCUCCCCGCUGCGGUUCUGGGCCUUCCAGGUCAUCUUGGUGGCUGUGCCCAGCGCCCUUUACGUGGGUUUUACUCUGUAUCAUCUGAUCUGGCAUUGGGAAGAAUCAGAAAAGGCGAAGGAGGAGACGCUGAUCCACCAAGGGGAAAAGAGCAGAGAUGCCUCCAGGGCGGGAAGCCCCAGGCUGCUCUGGGCCUAUGUGGCACAGCUGGGGGUGCGGCUGGUCCUGGAGGGGGCAGCCUUGGGGAUGCAGUACCAUCUGUAUGGGUUCAAGGUGCCCAGCUCCUUUGCCUGCCGUCGGGAGCCUUGCCUGGGUAGUACAACCUGUUACCUGUCCCGCCCCUUUGAGAAGACCAUCUUCCUAAGGACCAUGUUUGGGGUUAGCGGGCUCUGUCUCUUGUUUACUCUUCUGGAGCUUGUGCUCCUGGGCCUGGGGAGAUGCUGGAGGACCUGGAAUCCUCCUUCUAACUACUGCCCAACUGCAGAGAGCACCAAAAAACACAAGGAACCGACUGAUAGCUUCCGGCCAGUGGAAGCCAAAGAGCCGUUCCGAGAAGCAGAGUUAUGAAGCCACCUGCCUCACCUCGGAAGGGAACCCUACGACUGGAUCUUCUUCUGCACAUCCAGUGAGUGGGGAUUUACUUCCGUUGACAAAGCAGAGGCUGUUGAAGCAUCUCCAAGGGCCACGGCAGGCCACGCCACCUGAAGCGCUUCCUGGGAGAACUCUUGCUCCUGCCUUCCCUGCAGAAUCUUCUGGUGUCAGAGGCAGUUAUCACGGGCUUGGUUCCAGAGUCAGCCGGCAGAGGCCUCCAUAAAACUGUGCUUCUCCCCUGUA